CUUCACUUUAAAGUUGAAAGAGAAAUCUCUCUCAUCUCCUUAAGAGGAUUUUAUAGUUUUUAUAACUGCCAUUGUGUUCGUUGGUCAGUCCUCUGCAUUUCGCCAGAACAGCCCGCCAAAGACCCUGCAUAAACAAAUUCACCCCACCAAACCUUCAACCCCUUUCACUCUCGACUUGCAAGACUCAAGUCACACACCAACAUGUCCGACAUUCACCGCGCCAGCACCACCGCCCCGGUCAACAUCGCCGUAAUAAAGUACUGGGGAAAGCGCGACCCCAAGCUCAAUCUCCCCACAAACUCGUCCCUCAGCGUCACCCUCGCUCAGUCCGACCUCCGCACCCACACGACGGCCUCCUGCUCGUCCAGCUACCCCUCCGAGGACACUCUGCUCCUCAACGGCCAACCGCAAGAUGUCUCCGGUGCCCGAACGCAGGCAUGCUUCCGCGAGCUCAGGGCGCUGAGGAAGCAAGAGGAAGCCAAGGACGCGAGCUUGCCGAAGCUCGCAGAUCUACCACUACGCAUUGUCUCUGAGAACAACUUCCCCACCGCCGCUGGUCUCGCAAGUUCAGCAGCUGGGCUUGCCGCUCUCGUACGCGCAAUUGCCAACCUCUACGAGCUCCCCUCUUCGCCCACCGACCUCUCCCGUAUCGCCCGUCAAGGCUCUGGCUCAGCAUGCCGCUCGCUCUUUGGCGGAUACGUAGGCUGGGAACAAGGAUCUGCCAGCGAUGGAAGUGACAGCGUAGCGUUCGAAGUCGCCCCGGCAUCGCACUGGCCAAACAUGCGUGCCGUCAUCCUGGUUGUGAGUGCCGCAAAGAAGGGCGUGAGCAGUACGACGGGCAUGCAGACUACCGUGGCUACAUCAACUUUGUUCCAGAGCAGGGCAAACGAGGUUGUGCCAAAACGCAUGAAGGAGAUGCAGCAGGCGAUUCAGAACAAGGACUUUGAAUCUUUCGGCAAAAUCACCAUGAUGGACAGCAACUCUUUCCACGCCACUUGUCUCGACACGUACCCACCCAUUUUCUACCUCAACGACGUUUCGCGCGCUGCUAUAAAGAUUGUCGAAUCUAUCAACGCUGCGGCUGGCAAGAUCAUCGCAGCGUACACGUUCGAUGCGGGCCCAAAUGCCGUAGUUUACUAUCUCGAGGAGAACGAGAAGGACGUUGCUGGGUUGUUCAAGAUCAUCUUGAACGAGAAGGAUGGCUGGCAAGGGGAGAGGGGCAGUGCUGUCAAAGCCAACGCCGAGGCGCUGGAGAAGGUCAAGGGCGAGGCGGGCCCGGCUAUUGCGUUGCUCGAGGAGGGUGUUAGUAGGGUCAUCUUGACUGGUGUUGGCGAGGGGCCUGUGCGGACGAACGAGAGCCUUGUCGAUGAGAAGGGCGAGCCUGUCACUACUGCGUAGAGUGGAAUGGGUAUUGGAGAUUACUUUGGAGUCGAUACCCGUAGCUAAAGCUGAUUCAGCCUCUAGACACCUUUAUAUAGGAAGUGAAAAUGGUUCUAGGACGAGUCUACCCAUCAUAUGUUGAGUCCCGUGGAGGCACUAUCUUGAAAAUCAUAGCCCGCAAUCAAGUGUAGGGAGAUCAAGUCUCUUCCUCACUACCUAGCCAGUCUUUAUCCUCUUUGCCUUUUUAUCCCCUUCUAUACAAACCAUUUCGUUCCUCGUUACUAUCCAUCCAUUAAGUUGGACAUGUCGAUGCACGUACUGAAUGCGGAUUGAAUAAGCGGGAGUUAUGGCGGAAGCAUGGUAG
This is a messenger RNA of Cucurbitaria berberidis CBS 394.84, 1744 nucleotides long. Its product is annotated as diphosphomevalonate decarboxylase. The transcript has a single exon. Gene Ontology annotation, cellular component: cytosol. The coding region runs from base 202 to 1398 and encodes 398 amino acids. Gene Ontology annotation, biological process: isopentenyl diphosphate biosynthetic process, mevalonate pathway; isoprenoid biosynthetic process. The record is from RefSeq and is a predicted model, not a curated record. NCBI's taxonomy places the organism in Eukaryota, Fungi, Ascomycota, Dothideomycetes, Pleosporales, Cucurbitariaceae. Gene Ontology annotation, molecular function: diphosphomevalonate decarboxylase activity; ATP binding.